Messenger RNA from Salvia splendens (bonfire salvia), 1566 nucleotides. Its product is annotated as protein FAR1-RELATED SEQUENCE 5. NCBI's taxonomy places the organism in Eukaryota, Viridiplantae, Streptophyta, Magnoliopsida, Lamiales, Lamiaceae. Gene Ontology annotation, molecular function: zinc ion binding. The transcript has 5 exons. The record is from RefSeq and is a predicted model, not a curated record. The coding region runs from base 1 to 1566 and encodes 521 amino acids.
AUGUUAUCUUCUCAACGUCGCAUUACAGAAGUUCAAGCCCAUGAGAUAGAUUUGGCAGAUGAUAUUGGGCUCAAUCAGAAAUCUUCUUUUAAUUUGAUGAGCAGACAAGUUGGAGGAAGAGAUGGCAUUGGUUACACUAUAUUGGAUGCUAAGAAUUAUCUUCGUACUGAGAGACAAAGAAGCAUGGUAUAUGGUGAAGUCGGUUGCCUAUUGAAAUACUUUCAAGAUAAGCUAUCCAAAAAUCCAUCAUUCUAUCAUGCGAACCAAAUGGAUAUGGAAGAGCAUAUAACUAAUGUUUUUUGGGCAGAUGUAAGAAUAUUGACUGACUAUGAGUACUUUGGCGAUGUUAUGUCAUUAGAUACCACUUAUUGUACUAAUCGUGAUAAUAGGCCCCUUGCCGUGUUCUCAGGUUUCAAUCAUCAUAGAAGAGCUGUGAUUUUCGGUGCAUCACUUUUGUAUGAUGAAACAAUAGCUUCAUUUAAAUGGUUGUUUGAAACUUUUUUGGAGGCACACAAACACAAAAUGCCUCUGAUUGUCUUUACCGAUCAAGAUCAAGCUAUGGCAAAAGCUUUGCACGAGGAAGGAUCGUGCUUCUUGACAGAUUUUAAAAGGUGUAUAUAUGGCUUUGAGGAUGAGGCCAAGUUUGAGGAGGCUUGGAGUAACUUAUUGACACAGUUUAAUCUCCAUGACAACAUGUGGUUGAAACAUAUGUACAGCGUGAAGAAUGAGUUCAUCUUGUUUGCAGCUGCAUAUAUAGAGCAUAAAGAUGAGUCAGGAUCAUUAUUCGAAUAUGUCAUCAGACUAAUCAAUCAUGAUGGAGAAUGGAGGGUGACCUAUGAUCCUAGUACAAAGAUGAUUCACUGUAGUUGUCGAAGGUUUGAGAUUAUAGGAUUGAUAUGUUGUCAUUCUGUGAAAGUGUUUGAUGUGUUAGACGUGAAGUUGCUUCUAGAGAAUUAUAUUCUUAAAAGAUGGACAAGAGAAGCUAGAACUAGUGUAGUGCACGACUAUGUAGGCAAUGAAGUUGAAGAAAAUUCUGAAUUUCAAAGUGUUGAGCGGUAUAGGAGACUAUGUCAAAUGCUUAUAAGGUUGGCUAAUGAAGCUUCUGUUCACCAAUCAACCUUCUCCUUGGUGCAUGAAACGAUGCCUGGUCUCUAUAAAAAGGUAAUGGAAAUGUGUUCAAAAGAAGAUGACCAAGAAAAUAGGAACAAUGCGAAGAUUUCCUCAGUUGUCUCUCAUAUGAUGGUAUCAAAAGCAUUCAAGAAAAAAGUUGGUUCAAAAGGUUCUAAACGAUUGAAGAGUUGGGUAGAACUUCAACCAAAACGAAGGAAACCAAAUCAUAAAGUACAAGUUGUUGGAGCACAAAAUUCAUUGCAUAUUGCUAGUCCGGCACUUCCAACAUCUAAUGCAUGCCUUGAAAGGACUGGAAAUUAUUUAAGUUUAACUGAAUUGUUAACGCAUGCACAUGUUUCAUUGAUCCAAUUAUUCGAUGCAGCACUAAAUGGAGCUCUGGAGGCACAUCUAGCAUCAACUAUCAAGAUCAUUGAAAUUCAUGCUUGUACUUUUUGA